Molecule: messenger RNA, 267 nt
Organism: Plasmodium cynomolgi strain B
Lineage: Eukaryota; Apicomplexa; Aconoidasida; Haemosporida; Plasmodiidae
Exons: 2
Coding region: 1-267 (88 amino acids)
Source: RefSeq, a predicted model, not a curated record
AUGCCAAGGGGAAUAAUUCCGAUAUUUACUGGGGGGAUGGUAGACCACUUUAAGAGGGUAGGGACCGUGCAAUUUGACAGAGCAAGCACGAAAGGGAUCAUUUUUGCGGUAAGCGUUAUCAUGUACUUUUUCUUGUACCUAAUCAGUUUUCGCCUGCUGGAGCAUGAACAGAGAGGCCUAGACCAGGAAUUUGAAGAGGACGAUCGUGAGAACCAUGAGAGGGUUCACGCCUCGGAAGCAGAAGAUGUGCAAGACAACCAUAAUUGA